GUGAAGUGUUUUUGUCGUUAAGUCUCCAUAAAGGAAGACCAUAAAAAAAUCUAGGAGACUGCUCCUUUGUCCUUAUCCUCAGGAACGUGAAAAGAGAGGAAAAAAGAAGCUUCACAUGGACAACAACGACUGCUUAAAAAGCGGAAAGUUCACGCAUAAAAACUUUGUAUACACUAUACGCAUGUAUUUAUCAUGAUUUUCUCUUCUUCACCCACAUUUCUAUUGCUCUUCGAGAAAUUAUAUAAUAGAAACCUCUAAUUAGAAAGUUCAAACAUUUGAUCCACAUAACUAGAUCCAUAUCAGGGGACCAUAACAACUUGAUAGGAGAGACGGGAGUAAUGGGAGAUCUAAACCAACAACAAUUAGCACAAUUGUUGGCUUUGUACCAAGAAGCAAAUGCUACCAGUUCAGCAAGACUGGAAGACUUGAAUGCUCGCUUGGAUGCACUAACGAAGGAUUUAGCAAAUUUAAAGGCAGAUGUUGAAGCAAUUGGUAAUGGCAAUCAAAAUCAAGGUUGGAAAGGUAAAGCAGUGGCUGCAGGUUCAAGAUCAGAAACAGGUGGGAAUUCCAUGAUUCCUAAACAUAUAAAGUUGGAUUUUUCACGAUUUUGUGGCCAAGAAGAUCCCUGGGGAUGGAUGAACACGUGUGAGCAUUACUUUCAACACCAACAUACACAAGAAGAAGAAGAAAUUGGACUUGCUUCUUUUCAUUUGGAAGGAAUUGCACAACGAGAGACGGGAGUUAUGGGAGAUCCAAAGCAAAAACAAUUAGAAAUUUUGGCUUUGUACAAAGAAGAACGUGCAACCAAUUUAGCAAGGCUGGAAGACUUAAAUGCUCGCGUGAAUGCAGUAAUGAAGGAAUUAGCAAAUUUAGAGGCAUAUGUUGAAGCGAUUGAAAAUGGCAAUCAGAAUCGAGGUUGGAAAGGUAAAGUUGUAACAGCUAAAAAAGAGACUUGUAAUGAAGGGUUUAAGAACGGUGGAAGGGUCUAAGGAAGGGUUCAAGGACGGUGGAAGAGUCCACGGUCAGGGAACCCAUCCUUGAACUCAAGCCUUGUGAAAAAUAUUCUAAGGCAAGGGUCUAAGGAAGGUGGAAAAGUCCAUGGUUGAGCCCAUCCUUGAACCCAAGCCUUGUAAAAAUUAUAAUAAGGUAAUGAUUUACGGACAGGUUCAAGGACGGUAGAAUGGUCCACGAACCGUGGAGAUUGACUUAGAAAAAUAAAACUCGCCAGUUAUUUUUUCAAGGUUAUAUGGGUCUUUUCUUAUGCGUCUAAUACCUAAACUAGGUCGUUUUAAUCCUAACCCUAGACCGUAUAUAAGUCUUU
Messenger RNA from Solanum pennellii, 1321 nucleotides. RefSeq lists its product as uncharacterized. Lineage: Eukaryota; Viridiplantae; Streptophyta; Magnoliopsida; Solanales; Solanaceae. The coding region runs from base 339 to 989 and encodes 216 amino acids. The record is from RefSeq and is a predicted model, not a curated record. The transcript has a single exon.